AUGUCAAGUUUUCUUCCAUCAUCAUCACAAGCUAAUGCAGCUAAUGGUAUGAACACAUUACAACGUUCAACAGUGAACAAUGCUGCAGCUGAUGCAUUACGAAAAAAAAUGCAACAAUUACGUGAUGAACUUGAACAAGUUAAAGAUGAUUUAGAACGUGCACGUAAAGAAUUAGAAAAAGAACGAAAUGGUCGUGAAACUGCUGAAUCAGAAGUUAGUCAAUUAACACGAAAACUUCAUUCAUUCGAAGAACAACUUGAACGUACAGAAGAACGUUUAGUACAAACAACAAAUAAACUUGAUGAAGCAUCGCAUACAGCUGAUGAACGAGAAAGAUCAAGAAAAAUGCUUGAGAAUCAAUUGAAUCUUGGCAGUGAUCGUACAGAAAUUCUUGAAGUACAAUUGAAAGAAGCACGUACACUUGCAGCAGAAUCUGAUAAAAAAUAUGAUGAAGUAGCUCGAAAACUUUUAAUACAAGAAAAUGAACUUGAAAAAGCAGAAGAACGUGCAAAACGAUCUGAAACAAAAUGUUCUGAAUUAGAACAAGAAAUGAAAAAUCUUCAUCAUCAAUUAAAAUCAUUUUUGGCUCGUAUUGAUGAUGCACAAAAUAAAGAACAAUCAUUUGAAGACCAAAUUCGUCGUCUUAGUCAACAUUUAAAAGAUGCUGAAACUCGCGCCGAAUAUUCUACCAAACAAGUACAACGACUACAGCGUGAAGUGGAUACACUUGAAGAAGAAUUACAAACAGAACGUGAUCGUUGUAAAAAUCUUCAAAAUGAAAUGGAACGUUGUUUCUCGGAUUUACAAUUACUUUAA
Adineta steineri is the source of this 816-nucleotide messenger RNA. The record is from the annotation of a GenBank genome assembly. NCBI's taxonomy places the organism in Eukaryota, Metazoa, Rotifera, Eurotatoria, Adinetida, Adinetidae.